UAGGAUUGGAUGCACGUUUCAAUUAAUUUUAACGUAAAUAUCUGUUGCUAUAGUCUCUCCAGAAGUGCUCCGAAAGGACAUGCUGAACCCCUCUUAUGUAUUGUACUUUGGCGACACGUUUUGGAGCAGCAUUUCCAUCGACGCAUCACCUUUCCCACAGGCCUACCUGUUGUAUGAAGGCGAUGGAGACAAUCACCAUAAGGAGUGUAACAUUUCAAUGCAAUGGACGAGACAUGGUUAUUACAGGAUCGAGUAUACCUACACCAUCAGCAACGUCACUUUUUCUGACGUGGGGCGCUAUACAUUAACGGUGUCAAACUCACAGGGGACCUUCCUGUACCAGUUCUCAAUCAACAUCAUAGACAACGAUAUAGACUGUAGCAAUGUCAUACUACAAACAGCUAUCCUUACAACAGUUGCCACUGUCUGUCUAGUGAUGGUCAUUGUCUCAUCUGUCUGUAAACUGCGAAAAUGGUACAGUGCCGUAAAAAUGGAAUUAACAGGAGAACAAAACGGAGGUUCUGACCAGUCCAAAAGGGGCAGUUUUUCAGACGAACAUUACACGAACAUAGACCCACCUAAAAGUGAUGAUCCAAAUGGCUACUUUAUUGCCGCUCCUAUAGAACAACCAAACGGAACUUCUGACCUCUCCGGAGGUGAUGCUUCAAAUGCCUACCUAUCUGCCAUCUCUAAAGAAGCAAAAACCGAAAAUGAUCUGGUCGGAAUGAGUGCUCCAAAUGCCGACGUUACUAUCAUUCCAGAAGAAGAAUCAGGCAGAAUUUCCGAGAUUUUCGACCCGACCGAAAAGGGGGUUCAAAAUUACUAUGAAUUGACAGAACUGAAAUAAACGCAAAACAAAUAACACUUCUUUCUUCCAAAAAGGAAGACGUAUUCGCUGAAUUGCCAUCAAAGAAAAUAAUACAACUAUGACCACUUCCAGAAGGAAAGCUCUAAAUAUGUGCGAAACAGUUGAACAUACACAAACUGAAUAUCCGAUCUAAAAGGAGAUCACAAAAAGAACUAUUCACCUCAAGGAAUAUGCUUGUACAUGUACAAUAAAAGAGCAACAGUAAAUAUAUAUGCCGCUUAAUGGCUGUAAAUACAGUACAACUAGUUCGUCUGUCUUGGCCUCGUCAGUGAUUCUUGGGCCUAUAGUGUGAGAAUCCAGAAGGGAGAUCAGGAACAUAAAUAUGGCCCCAAACCAACUAUCAAAGCAGGAAAGGUUAUUAAAGUCGGGUUCCACGAUUUUAUGCUCAGUUUUUGUUCCCCGUAGCUCUCUUUUUUCCUUAUUUCUUUUACAUGUUUUAGCAUAGCGUUAAUACACACUUUGUAUAGCUACUCAGUGUAUAAGUAAUAAAACUUGUGUGAUUUGUUGGAUGGGGAACAUUCAAUAUGCUUGAGUAUCAUGUUUGUCACGUGAUUGUCUAUUUACUUCAAAAUAUGAUGUUUUCCCGACCUGACAUGCCAAGUAGGCGGUUAAAUGCGGGACAUGAAUAACAGAAAAAAAAGAGAAAUAUUUUAAUUUUAUCAAUUAAACUGUUUCUUUACAGGUCUUUACGCAAAUUUAUAUCCUAACCAAUCAAGGAAAAAUAGAAAUUAUACAUUCGUUUCUAAUACUUUCACGGGAACAAAAAUAGAGCGUAAAUACGUUUGAACCAAUCUUAUAUAUUCUGAACCUUUGUCAUUACUCCCAAUAAUUUAGUCGAGCCAUUGCAGCAUUUUGACAAUAAAAUGUGACGAAAUGUUAACCAAGAACGUUAAAAUGACUACUGGGCAUGGACAUGACAUUAAACAAAUGUUAAUAUAAGAAAAGGUUGACAUAAAUUUGUAUUUACUUUGUAUGUUUUAUGUGUCACAUGCAUUCUUUAUACAAAGCCAUGCAAUCUUGUCAGUCCUGAAUAGAAAUAAAAUGCCUAAAACUUGUACGAGUAUUGUACGAUACAAACUGUAACUUUCGUUGUUUUCAUGGUUGCUAUAGAACCACGAAUAUAAAUACAACUAAUAUUGAUGUAUAUAUCAUUGUGAUAUACAUAAUUAUACAUUUUUUACAUGGGCUAACCACGAACGUUUGUAAUCACAAAACAAUUUGAAAACUAAUAACCACGAAAGAAAGUACACAUGCACGAACAUGUCAUGAUAUCAGCCUUCACACCAAAACAGUUACAAAUAAAGGAUUCGUUUAUCUUUUGUAAACUGAAGCAAUAACUGGUAUGUUUGAAGUAUCAGUUAAUAUUG
Messenger RNA from Pecten maximus, 2235 nucleotides. RefSeq lists its product as uncharacterized. The record is from RefSeq and is a predicted model, not a curated record. NCBI's taxonomy places the organism in Eukaryota, Metazoa, Mollusca, Bivalvia, Pectinida, Pectinidae. The coding region runs from base 80 to 847 and encodes 255 amino acids. The transcript has 4 exons.